Paramecium sonneborni is the source of this 1623-nucleotide messenger RNA. NCBI's taxonomy places the organism in Eukaryota, Ciliophora, Oligohymenophorea, Peniculida, Parameciidae. The record is from the annotation of a GenBank genome assembly.
AUGAUAAAUUUGUAAAUUAGUUUUUGGGAUGUUAGCAAGACCUUAUUAGGGCAUCUUUCAAAUUAAUUGGACUAGAUGGAUCAAUUGACUUAGAAUUCUAGUUAACAAAUACAUACUUUUGAAACGGCCCAAAAAAUUUACUUAAAUUCAUGCAAAAAAUUAGUCAACAUUUCCAAGGAUGGCUUGAUAGAGUAAAGUCAAGUAUACUAUAAAAUGAAAUACCUUAAUAGAAUUUUAUUGACAAAAGAUAGAAAUACUAAUAAGAUUUAGAAUAAACUGCCAUCUCUAUUAGAAACACAUUUGAUUAAGUUGAACUAGAUAAAUGUUAUUUUUCCAUCACUUUAGCUCAUGGCUUAUUUACAAGGUCCACUUUCCCAUACAUGCCUAAUUAUGUGAAUAAGUUUUGUAAAAAGCCGAAAAAUUUAUCCAAACACAUAUAUCAAGUAUUAUUAAAAUAUGAGCAACCAAAAGAAAAUGAAAUAAAUGUUGCUAAUUAAUAAGUCAUUAUCUCUAACAAUAUAUAUAGUGUGACACUUGAUUUUUAUCAAGAUGUUUUUUAUCUUGUAUCAUUUUCCCCUAAGUAAGUUUCAAUUCUAUCAAAAAUUUAACCAUAAGUUAUGUAAUAAUACUGUUCAAGAUUUGCUGAAUAAUUACCAGAUUUAUAAAAAAAAGAGUGGUUUUUAGUUUAUUUAUGUUAUUAUUUUAAUAACGCAAUUAAAUUUGUAUAAGCUCAGGUUGCAUUUCAUAAUUUAAGAGCAUAAGGUAAACCUAUUCCAAUCUUAGAAUAACAUGACUCACAAUCUGAUGUAUAAUAAUUUAUUAAAAUAGUUUGAAAAUUAACUUCAAACAUAUGUAACUUAUAAAAAUACCAGAAAGUGUGCAUAAAGUGAAAUAAUUAUAAAGAGCAAUGAAAAUUAUUAUAUAUAGUUAACUGGACAAUCAGAUUCAUUGGAAAAUAUUGAAAUUUAUUGGAAUAUAAAUGAUAAUUUAUUAUAAAAGUUAGGUAGUUAUUAUUAGUUGUAAGCCCAAAAAUAGGAUUUAGGCAGAAUAAUUAAAUUAAAAAAUAGAGCAUAUCCAACUUAUUUUAAAUUAAAUUCUUCAUUGGAUUAAUAUCAUAAUGAAGAUUCAUCAAUAGAUGAAAUUUUCGAAAUAACAAAAUGUCAUAAUUAUUUUAAAAUGUUCCCAUUCAUUAUUGCAUCAGAUUCCUCCUUAUCUUCAAUAGAUAUAUGGUAUGAAUUGGGAUCUUAGCUUCUAAAAUUACCAAUUACAUAUGAAGAUGAAAUUAUAUUAGAAAAGAUGUUUCAGUAUAAUGAGGAACCUUGGGAAUAUUUAAGAUGGGUAAUUGUGAGAACUAGUGCACUUUAAAUUAAAAGAUCUAUUGCAUAAAUAAAGAUAGAAAAUAAAGCAAUUAAAUUUUUAUAAAAGUCCAAGCCAGAUGACAAAAUCUUUGUUUCAAUUUUAAAUUAGGAAGGAUUUAGAUGUCUGGAUGAAAUGAUUCCACUUUAAACCAUCUUUCCAUCUUUUAAUCAGAUUGACUUUGUUUAAAGUAAAUAGAUUAUUGAGGAUAAAUUAAUAGAUGCUAAAUUCUCUUUAAUUUCAGAAAAAUAUAAUAACCAUAUAUGA